AUGGCAAACGGUCGCUCAUCGGAGGAUGAGCGUAAGCUCGAGGGUGGUGCUGCUCCUGCUCCCCCCAAGGAUGAUGGUCUUCACCCGGCCUUCUACAUUGCUCUCUGGAUUGCCCUGAGUUCCAGUGUUAUCUUGUUCAACAAGUGGGUUCUGGACCCUCGCAAGGCCAACUUCAACUUCCCUCUGUUCCUGACCACCUGGCACAUGGUGUUCGCGACUGCGAUGACCCAGAUUCUCGCUCGCUUCACCACGAUCCUUGAUUCGCGUCACAAGGUUCCCAUGAACCCGACCACCUACUCUCGUGCCAUUAUGCCCAUUGGUAUCAUGUUCAGUUUGAGUCUGAUCUGUGGUAACCUGGCAUACCUCUACCUGAGUGUUUCCUUCAUUCAGAUGCUCAAGGCCACCAACGCUGUUGUCACUCUUCUGGCCACCUGGGCUUUCGGAAUCGCUCCCACCAACAUGAAGGCUCUUGGCAACGUCAUGGUCAUCGUUCUCGGUGUUGUGAUUGCCUCCUUCGGUGAGAUCCAAUUCGAUGGACUUGGUUUCAUCAUCCAGAUUGCCGGUAUUAUCUUCGAGGCCCUCCGUCUCGUCAUGGUUCAGCGUCUGCUCAGCUCCGCCGAGUUCAAGAUGGACCCUCUGGUCUCUCUCUACUACUACGCCCCCGCCUGCGCUGUCACCAACGGCAUUGUCACCCUCUUCACCGAUCUUCCCCGCAUCACCAUGGGUGACAUCUACGGUCUCGGAAUCGGUACUCUCGUUGCCAACGCGCUCGUUGCCUUCCUUCUCAACGCCUCCGUCGUUCUGCUGAUCGGCAAGACCUCCGCCGUCGUCUUGACCAUGGCCGGUGUCCUCAAGGAUAUUCUCCUUGUCGCUGCCUCCAUGAUCAUUUUCCUCGACCCCGUCACUGGCCAGCAGUUCUUCGGUUACUCCAUCGCCCUGGCUGGUCUGGUGUACUACAAGCUCGGUGCUGAGAAGUGCAACGGCAUGAUCUCCGACGUGCGCCUGCAGGUCGGCGAGUACAACCGCUCCAACCCUGCCCGCACCAAGGCCAUCGCCAUCGGUGUGCCUUGCGUUAUCGUUCUGUUCAUCCUGUACAGCGGUAGCUCCCCCGCCGCUCCCGCCCAGGUCACCAACUAA
Molecule: messenger RNA, 1137 nt
Organism: Penicillium brevicompactum
Lineage: Eukaryota; Fungi; Ascomycota; Eurotiomycetes; Eurotiales; Aspergillaceae
Exons: 6
Coding region: 1-1137 (378 amino acids)
Cellular component (GO): trans-Golgi network; Golgi apparatus; endosome
Molecular function (GO): antiporter activity
Source: RefSeq, a predicted model, not a curated record